GCACACCAAAUAUUUAUCUCUACUCUCAUUUCUACCCACUUUGACAUCUCUUUUACCAUACAUACUAUCAUGCCUCCUUUCCGUUUUAACAUUCCUUUCUUCUCCUACGGCUCUCCUUCUCGUCCCUCUUCAUCAGGGACUUCUUCUUCCCCAUCACCACCCCCAACGCCUCCUACUUCUUCCCGCCCUCCUUUCCGUCCUGGUGGCAUCGCUCAGCCGUCAAAGCCAGCAACGUCGCAAGAAACAAAGCCAAAGGCGUCACCUACGCUUUCUAGGUCUAAAAGCAAUGUUGCGGCCACUGCAGCUUCUUCUUCUGCGUCUCAGUUGCCUUCUCGCGGUGCAGAAAGGCCAUCGCGGCUGGCGAAACAGAGUAACCAACCUGGUUCUCCGGUGAAGAAACCUGAGUCUGUGAGGGCAGAGGAGCAAAAGGUGGCGAUGAAAGAUAAAUCAUCAAGAGAAGUUAGAAAAGAAGCUGGUGAGAACAGCAAUCCGGUAGUAGAGAAGCCUCCGGCUGCACGUUCAGAACAAAAAGAAGCUCAGGAGCAGAGAAGGAGAGAAGUAGAGAAACUUACGGUGGUAGAUAGGGAUUCAAAAGCAGCUCAGGAACAGCAGAAGAGCAAAGAAACCGAGAAACUUGCACCGGAAGAAAAAAAGAAAGGUCUUAGUGAGGAUAUGGAAGAGAGAACUAAAACAGCUCAGGAACAGCAGAAGAGCAAAGAAACUGAGAAACUUGCAGUGGAAGAAAAGAAGAAAGGUCUUCUAAAGGACAUGGAAGUAAAAACAAAAACAGCUCAAGAACAGCAGAAGAGCAAAGAAACCGAGAAACUUGCAGUGGAAGAAAAGAAGAAGGGUUUUCAAAAGGACACUGAAGAGAAAACAAAAACAGAUGAUGAAACGGAGAAACUUGCGAUGGAAGAAAAAGAAAAAGUUCUUCAAAACCACAUGGAAGAGAAUUCAAAGACAGCUCAAGAACAGCAGAGGAGAAAAGAAACCGAGAAACUUGCGGAUCAAGAAAAGAAGAAAGUUCUUCACAAGGACAUGGAAGAGAAUUCAAAAGUAGUUCAAGAACAACAAAAGAGCAAAGAAACAGAGAAACUUGCAACGCAAGAAAGGCAAACAGCCCUUAAAACGGUGGGUAGAGAAGAUGCGACGCAAAGCAAAACCACACCACAUAUAACCGCAGCAUCAGAAUCCACGAGAGGACCGAAAGAUCUACCAGAUAGAAAGACGCAAAACAGAACAGAGAAUCAAGCCAAAGCCAAAGCCAAAGAAGGAUCAUCGUCAAUGAGCAGAACAAUCAAAGAAGACAUCAGAGACGGACUCAGCAAGCUAACUUGGGGUAAAAGCAACGGUGACAACGAGAAAUCCGUGAGUGUCUUCACUCUAACAGGCGAAAACAGAGGAGCCAACAUGGCAAUAGGUUCUGAAAAAGACAAGAAAGACGGUGAGGUUCACAUUCGCCGUGGAUACAAAACUAAUCCAGACGAGAGCCCUGAGACCACAGCCACGGAGACCGAAGCAGGCACAAGACCCUACCCUAAAGACGUAGAAGAAGACGCUAGGGUUAGGGCAUACGUGAACGGAAACAGUCAGGGGGUCAACAACUCGAUUAUAUGCGAUAGUUCAGUGCAACAGAACGAUCCAGGCAUUCAUAUGAAUUUGAAGUUUGAAAAGGCAAAGGAAAAGGAUGAAACUGUUAGUCCACCGGAGAAAAAACCGGCGACGGAGAAGCUGUUGAAGUAUGAGCCGAGGGUGAGGAGGAGAUGCUUGAGAGGGUUGCUAGCAGAGUCGAGUCAGUCGGAUCCGGAGAAUCCCUUGAAGCCUAGGAGACAUGGUUGCCGCUUUACCUGUAAAGACAAAGAAGAUAUUGAGAACAUUUAAUUAUGUAAAUAUUUUUUAAAAAAAAUUAUGUAAAUACCUAAUUAUGUACAAAUGUUGUUGUUUAUUC
Messenger RNA from Brassica oleracea var. oleracea, 1948 nucleotides. Its product is annotated as caldesmon. The record is from RefSeq and is a predicted model, not a curated record. The transcript has a single exon. The coding region runs from base 70 to 1881 and encodes 603 amino acids. NCBI's taxonomy places the organism in Eukaryota, Viridiplantae, Streptophyta, Magnoliopsida, Brassicales, Brassicaceae.